AUGUUUCUUCCUCAUGAAUUGAUUAUCCAAAUCCUACUGAGGUUGCCGGUAAAGUCCCUCAUACACUUCAAGUGUGUUUGUAAGUUGUGGUUUUCUCUUAUCUCUCAUGAUACCCAUUUUGCUAGUUUACAUUUUCAACUUAACUCUACAACACACACGAGUAGAAUUCUAUUCUUAUCAAAUUCAACUCAUGAAGCUCUAUCCAUCGAUUUUGAAGCAUCGCUUCACGACGACACUGCUUCUGUUUCACUCAACCUUCCAGAGGAUUUUAGAGGUUUUGAAAUUAGAGGGUCAUGUAGAGGCUUCAUACUUUUCUGCAGUUCCUUAAACAUCUACCUGUGGAAUCCAUCCACUGGUAUUCACAAACAAAUACCUUUAUCUCCUUUUGCUUCCAAUUUAGAUGCUGAAUAUUUCUAUGGUUUUGGGUAUGACGAUUCAACAGAUGAUUACUUUGUUGUUUCAAUGUCUCGUCAUGAUUCAGAAGAACCUCCAUUACACUUGGAGUACUUCUCGUUAAAAUCUAAUACAUGGAAGGAAGUUGAGGGCCCUCACUUCCCUUAUAACUUCCAGGAGGAUGACCCCAAAUGUGGUUUGCUCUAUAAGGGAGCUAUUCAUUGGUUGGGUUUUCGUUAUGAUUUACAAACUGAUGUUAUUCUUGCAUUUGAUUUAAUCGAAAGGAAACUUUCAUAUAUGCUUUUGCCCACUGAUUCUGACGGUAGUCCUUUGGAGUGGGACGGUGAAGAUGGAUUGGUCAAGUACGAUACAAGUGGACAAUGUCUGGAGCAACAUUCUUAUCCUAAUUACGAUCUUAGCGGAUUGACUAUGUAUAUAGAUUCUCUGCUUUCACUCCCUAGUGAUGGUCACAACCAACAAGCUUAA
Vicia faba (fava bean) is the source of this 879-nucleotide messenger RNA. The record is from the annotation of a GenBank genome assembly. NCBI's taxonomy places the organism in Eukaryota, Viridiplantae, Streptophyta, Magnoliopsida, Fabales, Fabaceae.